Xiphias gladius (swordfish) is the source of this 422-nucleotide messenger RNA. RefSeq lists its product as uncharacterized. Lineage: Eukaryota; Metazoa; Chordata; Actinopteri; Istiophoriformes; Xiphiidae. The transcript has 7 exons. The record is from RefSeq and is a predicted model, not a curated record. The coding region runs from base 1 to 360 and encodes 119 amino acids.
AUGGCUGCUCGGUACUUUAAGGGACUGUCUUCUAGUGUGGAUGAGGAGAGUGGAUUAUCUAAAAACUGGCAGGAUGAGUCACUGGAAACCGAUCUCACCCACCCGAUAGACAUGCUGAUGAAGAGAUCUAAAGCCCUUCGCUUCUACGGACUCAUGGGAAAACGCUCAGGUAUUAAGAAACCCUUUCAAGUAAAUAGACGAAACAAAGGAGAGAUGUUUGUUGGCCUGAUGGGAAGAAGCAUUUCCAGCGGUGAAUCUUUUACCAGAAUAAAUCCAUCUGCAACAGCCACUGGGAUCGAUGUUUCAGAGAAACCACACAAGCAAGGUUCAUCAGAGGAAUGUGUCCAAAUCCUGUAUUGAUGGCGCUAGGGGAGAGAAUAGUACACAUUACUAUGAUCUAUACAAUUUUACACCAACCAAAG